Linum tenue is the source of this 3850-nucleotide messenger RNA. The record is from the annotation of a GenBank genome assembly. Lineage: Eukaryota; Viridiplantae; Streptophyta; Magnoliopsida; Malpighiales; Linaceae.
CUAGAAUCUGAAUUUUUGCCACUUUUUUCCAGAGAGAGCAGGGUGUGGCGAGUUCAGUAUAGUUUAGAAGGGAGGGGACUACAUAAAAGGCUAUAAUACGAGUAGUGGUGUCUUAAAGAAAUAUUGAAAAUAUAGGAGCUAUAAGUCUCCUUUCUUUCAAGAUGUUAACUUUGAACCAUACAAAUUAACGUAAUAUUUUAUUCAUAGUAUCUUCUUCUCGCUCUAAUUCCUAACUUCGCUGCUGAUAGUGAUAAUACAUCACAUGAGGGUACAGAAGAAGAAGAAGAAGCAGCAGCAGUACCGUGUGAAAGUCUGAAGUUAUACGUGCAUGUACGUAGUAGCAAACCAGGCUGUGUGUAUAUAUAGAUAGACUUGUGCUGUUCUCUUGAGAUGGCAUCCAAACCUUCCAAAAUCUCAAUCAUCCCUCUCCCUUGGCCUUUGCAGCCAGUCUUUCCUUUUCCUUAUUAUAAAAAAAUAUCACGUGAAUUGCUUAGCUGCUCUGCUUUUCCUCCAAUUUCGUCCCCUGUGUUCCCAUUACAACUUUAUUUCCUCAGCCAAUACCCGUUGCUUCAAUUUGCCUGGUUUUCUUUUCUGGGUUGUUCCUGCUUCGCUACCUACAUAUAUAGUCACAUAUUCUUUUCCUUCUUCUCCUUUGGUUCUGUUUAACAAAUGGAGGGAGACAAGAAGCAUGUCAGCGCUGGUGCUGCUUCUUCUUCGUCAUUGGCGGCUGAACUUUUUGGGACCAAGGAGUCACCGCCCAGUUCUUCAGCUGGGGUUUUCGCUUCCAUCUUCCCGCCUCCAUCAACUGUAAGUAUGACAUAAUUAGUUUCUGAUUUUUCUUGUUACAGGGUUCACUUGUAUAGUCUGUUGUGGAAAGUAGAAUCCCAGGGAUUUUCAUUUUAUGGUGGAUUGUAUUGCUUCUUUUUGCAGGUCCUGAAGAAGUCUUCCAACUCUGCGGGGGCUGGAACUUGGCACAAGUAUCAGCAUCACUCUGGAAAGCAUGGAACAACAGCAAUGAAUGGUGAGGCUGGAAGCUAUGGCAUCAUGGGUCACAGCAGGGAGAGGAUGGAGCCAUGCCAUCUGAGUUCAUCGAUUUACUAUGGCGGCCAAGAAAACUACUCUCAGUCUCCAAGUAGCCAAUCCCCUGGCUCAUAUCCUAUCUUCAAGAAAGAUGGAGAAGAGGAUGAUCCUAAUGGAAACAAUUCCACCAGUGCUUCCAGAGGGAAUUGGUGGCAAGGUUCUCUAUAUUACUAGGACCCUCGACUGCUUUGCCAUGCCGAUUUCCCCUUCUAUUUUCCAAAGGAAUUCAUGGAAAUCUAUGGGAUAUGUAUGUUUGAGGUGCAAAAUCAAUAGUAAACUAUGUGGACAAAACUAUCAGCCAUGGUUAAAAAAGGGACUCUUGCAAGUGGAAGAGCUGAUUACGGAUAUGAAAAAGAUAUCUGCUUCCAUGAAAAAGAUGUACCAUAAGUUGUGUGACACUCAUUCUUUCUUUCCUUUCUUUUGGUCUCAAAAGGCUGCUGCUGUACAUUGUUCUGCUUUUGCUAGCUUGUGAAAAGUGAAAACCUAAAACUGUAACAAACUUCUGGGCAUCUCCUGCAAUGUAUUGUUCAAAUAGUAUCAAAGGUUGUAUUUUGAAACUAAUAGCAUCACAUCCUUCGUUCCUUUCUGAGCUUCUUAAACCUUCAAACUAGUAAGGAACCAUGGAGACAUAUCAGAAGCUCAAUUUUUACCCACGAUAUUGACAAAGAUCUUGUUCAUCCCUGUUCCCAGCAGUUGAAAUACAAAGGAACAACCUUUCAUAAGCAGCAGUCAUUUUUGUAGCUGUGAAAAGCUGUAAACCUCUCUGUCUACAAGCCUCUCCUUUCUUCUCCAAAACCUCUCUUCCAUCUUCCCACACUUUGGACAGAGCCUUCUUUAGUGAAGCCACAGUGGGAGAGAAUGUAUAACCCAUCUCUCCACCCACAAUCACAGAGCCAGUGAUGCUAGCCACUCGUGUAGCCAUCACCGGCUUGCCAGACAGCAUUGCCUCUAGCAGUGUAUGAUCCAGCCCCUGAGCUCGAAGCGUUGGGUUAACAAAAAUAUCGAUUGCAUUGUAGAAGCUGGCAAGCUGAACAUGGUCCAAUGGCCCCAAAACUAUAAUACUACCAGCUCCCAGAUCUUUGUACCUUGCAGCCCAUGGACCAUCUCCAGCAACCAGAAGAAUAACAUCAUUCCGAAAGGCGCCAUUCUCAGCUAUCAGCUGCUUCAGCGCUUCAAACAUCAAGGGGUGCCCUUUAUCCUUCACUAAUCUUCCAGCCAUGCCUAAUACUAAUGUCUUUCUUCCCGGCACACCGAACUUCCUUUUGAAUUCCAUCCCUUUUACAGAAUCAGGUUUGAAGAUCUCCUCAUCUACGCCAUUCAGAAUAACGUGAACUCGCUCUACUGGGAUCAUAUAGAUUCUUCUCAAUACAUCUCCAGCGUGAUCACUGGUAGCAACAUGGUGAGCAUAGUUUUGAAAGAACCUCACCUCAUCUACAACUUUCAUCACUCUUUCCGCCAGUGCAUAUGAUUGAGGCUCCUCAGGACUUCUCAGAAGCUCUUGAAUAAUGUCUGUGUGAACAGUCUCAUAAGCUAUCCCAUGCCAAGUGACGGCCAAAUUGGUCAGGUUUCUGGCCCUGGUAUGCAGCAGUCCCACGCUUUCCGUGUGGAUCACAUCAAAGGGUCUGGAAGUUGAGUUCUGAAGCUGAAGCUGCUUCCAGACUAUGGCUUGGUCUAAAUAGCCUGCGGAUGUUGGUUGGGAGAGGUGGAAAUGUAAAUUGGUCAUCGGAUACCUGGGGAAGGAGGCAUUGUUGGCGGCUGUUGGUGAGGCCGUGAAAACGUGAAGCUCGUGGCCUCUUCUGGCGAGUGCCAGAUGAAGAGUGAGAGCAUGGCGUUCAAGCCCUCCAGCGUGAGAUCUAUGAGGCCAUUUCUUCACAAAGAGUGCAACUUUGAGGAGCUUUGGUGGUGGCUGUGCAGAGAAAGAGAGAUGAUUCCAGGCAGAAGCAUGAGAGAGUAGAUUUAUUGCUUGGCUUUGCUUCUGCCAUGGCAUCUGGGUUUCAGAACUGUUACAUGGACCUAACGAGUGAAGGCAUGAAGCAGAAGGAAAACAUAGACAAUGGACGCCAAGGGGACCAGAGUGACCAAAGGCGCAAUUGCAGCAACAGUGUACAAACUCCCACAACUCAGAACCCCCAAUUUGAUCUGCACCAAGUUCACCAGCGCCAGAGUCAAGAACCCACAUCCCAAAAUCGAACCCAAUCCCGAAAUCAAAGUCCCCAGCCGCAGGGCCUUGAGAUUGACAUGAACCAGCGACUCAUAGUAACCCGGUCCCAGCACAUUAUCAACAACAGCGGCGGCGAAAUUGGUAGCGCUAGUAAUAUCAGCGGCGCUGUUGUCAGAGAGUACGAUGGCCUGCUUGAUUGCCAAGGCGACGAGGCUGGAGAAGAGGAAAGAGCUGAAGGCGUAGACGUGGAAGACGAGGAAGUCCUCGCCGGUGGAAGAGGCAGCGGCGCAGGAUGGGUCGGUGACGAGAGAUGCGGCGGAGCUGGAGAUGGGCUGGGAGAGGCCGAGGAAGAGGGCUAGCGUGAAGAGCGAGUUGACGUUGACGAUCCCGUCCAAGGCGGUGACGUGGAUUUUGGUGGUGGCGGAGGGCGACAUUUUUGCGGGGGAGGAGAUGGAUUUGGUUCUCCGCCCUUCCUUUACGUGGAGGGAUUAUGAAGGAAACAUGAGGCAAAGUGUUGUGUUGGGAAUAUCAUCAAUCUGUGAUCCGGCGCGGGAACUGUUUGGAGUUGCUUUGCGUUGAAGGGAGAAAGUGGUGGUGGUGGUGGUGGGG